CAAACAUAAGUUUAGGGGUCGAAUCUCAUCAAACUUAUUCACAUGAAUUUCUCUAAAAUCUCCCCUUAUAAAAUAGACUUUUCCUUACCAUAACUCACUCCACUCAAAAUUCAACUCGCAUCAUUUUGAUUCGAAAUAAAUCUGAUCCUACCGACCCAUUUACCACCUCGUCCCUACACGGCUACACAUUCAAUCUUAACUUCUUGAGUAUGAUUUUUCAAAGCAAGAAAUUAUCAUCCCUCUCAAAUAGCACGUGCCACACAACAACACACAAAUCCAAAGAUUAUCCAAUCUCUCACGUGUAACUCCCCAAAACCACAUCCAAAAUCCCUAAAAAAAUCCACAAACCUCCCCAAAAUUCCACCACCCAAACUCUCACUCCCCUUUCACCCUCAAUCAAUCCCAGAAAACACCACCUCCAUCUUCAUCUUCAUCCCCUUGAUCCACAAACACACAAUGCCAAUCAUUUUUCUCUCUCCUCUCUUCCCUUCCUCACUCUCUCUCCUCUAACCCAAAUCUACAUAACCCAAUAACCCAUCUCCCAUUUUCUCUCUCCUCCUCCUCCAUCAAUGGCGCUCCCUCAAUUCCUCCAUUACUCCACCUCCCUUAAACCCUCUUUAAACCCUCCUUCACCUCCAACAACCCCCAUUAUUUCCCUCAACUCUUCAACUCCGCUCUGUCUCAGUCAUCAACGCCGUAGACUACUUAGUCUCCGCUGUUCCGCUUCAUCCUCCUCUUCCCAACCCCAGAACAACCCACCAUCUCCCAACCCAACCCCACAAAACGACGUCGUUGAGCUCCCCAUCUUCCCCCUCCCACUCGUCCUCUUCCCCGGCUCAAUCCUCCCUCUACAAAUCUUCGAGUUCCGAUACCGAAUCAUGAUGAACACCCUCCUCCAAACCGACCUCCGAUUCGGGGUUAUCUUCUCCGACACGCUAUCCUCCUCCUCCGCCACCUCCGUCGGUUGCGUCGGCGAAGUCGUCAAACACGAGCGUCUCGCCGACGAUCGCUUCUUCCUAAUCUGUAAAGGUCAAGAACGAUUUCGAAUCAACAAGAUCGUACGGUCCAAACCCUACCUCGUGGCAGCCGUUGAUUGGCUGGAGGAUAAACCCUCCUCUGAUGGGUCCCACGAAGAUUUGGAGAGCUUGGCGAAGGAUGUGGAGAGUUACAUGAGGGAUGUAAUUCGUUUGAGCAAUCGAUUGAAUGGGAAAGAAGAGAAGGAAAUUGGGGAUUUGAGGAGGAAUUUAUUUCCGACACCGUUUUCGUUCUUCGUUGGGAGUACGUUUGAAGGUGCUCCCCGUGAGCAGCAGGCGUUGCUUGAGCUGGAGGAUACCGCGGCGAGGUUGAGGAGGGAGAAGGAGACGUUGAGGAAUACUUUGAACUAUUUGAGUGCUGCUUCUGCUGUUAAGGAUGUGUUUCCGUCUUCUUGAUUAUAUUGAGGGAGAAUGAGAGAAGGUUUGUGAAUAGAUAGGUAACUUUUUAUAUUUUUUUUUGGUUGGAAUGAAUGAAUGUAUUGGUAUAAAGGUUGUAAAUGAUUGUUAUUUGUGCGUAAUGGGAAUAUAUUUUUAUGGAGUAGUUGUUGUGUUGUUUUGUGUU
Messenger RNA from Chenopodium quinoa (quinoa), 1596 nucleotides. RefSeq names its product lon protease 2-like. Lineage: Eukaryota; Viridiplantae; Streptophyta; Magnoliopsida; Caryophyllales; Amaranthaceae. The transcript has a single exon. The record is from RefSeq and is a predicted model, not a curated record. Bases 570 to 1430 code for a protein of 286 amino acids.